AUGGAUUAUGGCCUUAUUAAACACGGAAUGUUUUUUGCAUUUCCCUUUAUAACCUACAAUAAAGAAAUAUAUAUAGACAGUGUGAUAAAUAAAAUAUCAUUAGAAACAAUAAAAAAAGAAUGUAAAGAAGGCACACUAAACCAAAUAAAUCCUUAAAAAGCAAGUUUACCAUCUUUAGAAUUCAACAACGAAGACGAAUAUUAUAAUAACCUCUUCAAAUAAAAUCCUAAUAAAAUUAAAAUAAGAAUUCUUUCGUCAAAAAAUUUAUAAAGACCAACAAUAGAUAACCGAGAAAAUGAAUAACUAGAAAACUACAUUAAUCAAUAUUAGCAUGCAUAAAAAGCUCCUAAAAUCUUAAAUAAUCUUUUCGAAAAUAAAAAUCAUGUUUUUACAUCUUUAAUUAUACAUAUACAUGGCGGAGGUUUUGUUGCUAUGAGUUCACGAUCUCAUUAAACUUAUACAAGAUAAUGGGCUUAUUAAUUAAAUAUUCCUUUGUUUUGUAUUGAUUAUAAAAAAGCACCAUAGUAUCCUUUUCCUGAAGCUUUAAAUGACUGCUGGUAAGCUUAUAAUUGGAUUAUUAAUUUUGUUCAUCGAUUUUUUAAUGUAAAACCUUAAAAAAUUAUUUUAGUUGGAGAUUCCGCUGGAGCUAAUUUAGCAGCAGCUCUAACUUUAAAAUGUAUUUAAAAUAAAAUAUAAAUUCCUACAGGAAUACUUUUGGCAUAUCCAGCUUUAAAUUUAAAUAAAAAUUCUUUCACACCAAGUUUUCUAUAUUCUUUAAAUGACUAAGUUUUGCCUCAUACUUUUCUAAAAAUGUGUUUGGACUCCUAUAUACCAGAUAGUUUAGAAUUGCAUACAUAAGAUAAUCCUUUUGUUUCUCCUUCAUGUGCUUCAGAUGAAUUUUUGAAGCAUUUCCCACCAACACGCAUUUUAGUAGGAAGUAAAGAUCCUUUGCAUGACGAAUGUUGGAGAUUUUUGAAAAAAUUAGAUGAUUUGGGUAGAAGUGCAGAAAUAAUUGUCUACGAAAAUAUGCCUCAUGGAUUUUUAAAUUAUGAUUUUCCUAAUAUAAUGAGAGAGGCUAAAGUUUGUAUAUAAGAUGCAGGUAAAUUAAUCUAAAAAUUAUUAGAUUUAUGA
Messenger RNA from Ichthyophthirius multifiliis, 1131 nucleotides. RefSeq lists its product as hypothetical. Gene Ontology annotation, molecular function: sterol ester esterase activity; triacylglycerol lipase activity. The record is from RefSeq and is a predicted model, not a curated record. The transcript is spliced from 6 exons. Gene Ontology annotation, biological process: triglyceride catabolic process. Lineage: Eukaryota; Ciliophora; Oligohymenophorea; Hymenostomatida. Gene Ontology annotation, cellular component: cytosol.